Equus caballus (horse) is the source of this 4098-nucleotide messenger RNA. RefSeq names its product solute carrier family 17 member 2 (gene SLC17A2). Gene Ontology annotation, cellular component: plasma membrane. Lineage: Eukaryota; Metazoa; Chordata; Mammalia; Perissodactyla; Equidae. Gene Ontology annotation, molecular function: transmembrane transporter activity. The record is from RefSeq and is a predicted model, not a curated record. Gene Ontology annotation, biological process: monoatomic anion transport; transmembrane transport.
UAAGGCCACAGAAAACACUAGGAAGUGAAAGUGGGCUUGACCUCAUCUCUCCAAUCCCAGGAGCCUUGCUCUUUCUUCCACGCCGUGCCGCCUUCUUUUCAGGAAAAAGGCUUGUUGACUUUUUCGUUUGUAUGCACAGUUCAAAGCAGAAAAACAUGGUGUCAUCUUUUGAGAUACUCACUCUGUCAGUGAGAACUUGAAAAUUAAGUUAAAAAUUAAGCGGCAAAGCCAAACUCAGUCUCUCUGCUCGGAGAAUGUAGGGCCAAACCUGAUGCAGUCUCACUGUCACGCGGCUCGUUAUUUAUCCUUGUGAAACUCAGAGGUCUUAUUUGAAAGGGAAGAAGGGAUGGAAACUCCCUCUUUUUAGCCUCAACAUCUAGGGGUUAAAAUACUGGUUUAAUGGUGAAGAUAAAAGCCGGUCGUCGUAAAAGAGAUUCAGGGCAGAGGGAAACUCCACCACAAAGUGUGGUACUCUUUCCCAGAGAAGCCAAAUGGACGAGAAGCCUUCCACCAGGAAAGGUCCAGAUUUCUGUUCAUUGCGCUAUGGACUGGCUCUCAUCAUGCAUUUCUCAAACUUCACCAUGAUAACACAGCGUGUGAGUCUAAGCAUUGCAAUCAUUGCAAUGGUGAAUAGCACUCAGCAUCAUGGUCUAUCCAAUGUCUCCACAGAAGAACCUCUUGCAGAAACCCUUAAUAACCCCAGCAGAUCCUUCAAGAAAUUUAAUACAGGGGCCUCUGUAUAUGAAUGGAGCCCAGAGACUCAGGGUAUCAUCUUUAGCUCCAUCAGCUAUGGGAUAAUACUGACUCUGAUUCCAAGUGGAUAUUUAGCAGGAAUUUUUGGAGCAAAACAGAUGCUUGGUGCUGGUUUGCUGACUUCCUCCCUUCUCACCCUCUUUACACCACUGGCUGCUGACUUCGGAGUGAUUUUGGUCAUUGUGACUCGGACAGUCCAGGGCAUGGCCCAGGGAAUGGCAUGGACAGGUCAGUUUACAAUUUGGGCAAAAUGGGCUCCCCCACUUGAACGAAGCAAGCUCACCAGCAUUGCGGGUUCAGGGGCAGCAUUCGGGUCCUUCAUCAUCCUCUGUGUGGGGGGACUAAUCUCACAGGCCUUGGGCUGGCCUUUUAUCUUCUACAUCUUUGGUAUCAUUGGCUGUGUCUGCUGUCUCCUCUGGUUCACGGUGAUUUAUGAUGACCCCACGCAUCACCCAUGCAUAAGUGUCAAGGAAAAGGAAUACAUUAUGUCUUCACUGGCUCAACAGCCCAGUUCUCCUAGACGAUCUGUCCCCAUAAAGGCUAUGGUCAGAUGCCUACCACUUUGGGCCAUUUUCAUGGGUUUUUUCAGCCAUUUCUGGUUAUGCACCAUAAUCAUAUCAUACCUACCGACGUACAUCAGUUCUGUGCUCCAUGUUAACAUCAGAGAUAGUGGGGUUCUUUCCUCCCUGCCUUUUAUUGCUGCCUCAAGCUGUACGAUUCUAGGAGGUCAGUUGGCAGAUUUCCUUCUGUCUAGGAAUCUUCUCAGAUUAAUCAACGUACGAAAACUCUUUUCAUCCCUAGGGCUUCUCCUUCCAUCGCUAUGUGCUGUGGCCCUACCCUUCGUGACCUCCAGUUACAUCACAACCAUGAUUUUGCUCAUACUUAUUCCUGGGACCAGCAACCUGUGUGACUCGGGGUUCAUCAUCAACACCUUAGAUGUUGCCCCCAGAUAUGCAAGUUUCCUCAUGGGAAUCUCAAGGGGAUUUGGACUCAUCGCAGGAAUCAUCUCCUCCACUACCACCGGAUUCCUUAUUAGUCAGGAUUCUGUGUCUGGAUGGAGGAAUGUCUUUUUCCUGUCUGCUGCUGUCAACAUGUUUGGCCUGGUUUUUUACCUCACAUUUGGACAAGCAGAAAUCCAAGACUGGGCCAAAGAGAGGACCAUCACCCGCCUCUGAGAAUACAGAGUUACAAACUUAAAUGUAGUACUGACUAUAAACUUUUCAACAUUUUUUACUUAUCGUCAUUCUUUUUUCAUAUUCUUCAUCAUAGACUCCACAGUUCUCAACUCUGGUUGUAUGUUAGAUUUCCCUGGGGAGUCUCUAAACUAUAGCGAUGAAUGGGCCCUUCCCCAGAGAUUCUGAAUGAGUUGGUCUAGAGGAGAGCCCAGAUAUCACUAAUUUUUUAGAUACUUCCCAGAGUUUCUAACAUGCAGCCAGGGUUGACAACUGCUGGACAAACUUGAAACGUCAAUUCCUGUUGCCUUUGAAUUUUCCUCUUUGGAAAGUACUGGAUGAAUAAAAAUCUAUGUGAAAAUAAUCACUGAUAAGUACCUUCAUGGGGGUGAUUACGGACACAGAGAAGCUCUGCUGGGAACUGUAACUGUGUGUUCUACAGCUCAGCACAGAACAGGAUGUUUAAAGCUGUAAUCUAGAGAACUAACAUUUUUAUUGUUUUUAUACAUUGUGAAACGUGGAUGUUUAUUUAUGUGGUUAAAUUCUAUUAAAAUUCACAUACUAAAAUUAAGUAGAUCAUUUUCAAAUUAUUUAAAUUAGGAUUAUUUCCAUCAGGCAAAACAGGUAUUUACUUUCCUGGCUAAAUUCCAGAAGAUUAACGACCAGGAAAUGACAAGGACAAGAGGAAAUGAACAAGGUUAACUAGACAUCAGGGAAGAGAGAAGAUAGAAUUGGAAAGCUUGCACUCUGAGGAGAAUGUACGUGAGCAGAGGCAAUGUGGGCACUUCCAGAAGGGAUAAUGAGAUGGUUUGGACCAUAUGGUGAAAAUUGGAGGGAGACCAUAGAGGUGCUUUCCAAUGAAAUGAUGACUUAUAUGGGAGAGAAGAAUACUGAAGGUAUAGCAAGAUGAAAGACAGCAUACCACAUACCAGAGCAGUUUCUUUUCAGGGUAGGGAAAGAUCAUUUGACCUUCUUCAUAUUUUCCUUAUUUUCCAAGAUUCUCAAAUAGACAUCAUCAACCCCACCAGGUAUUAAUUAUGGUUCCUAACACUUAAAACACACCCUCUAGGUUUUCUCCACACCCAGAGCUGAGUUUGGUUUUACCAACAACUGUUCCAGAGGAGAAAUUCCCACCAUAUUUAGGAGCCCAGGAGAACCACAGGGACUAAAACCUUGGGCUAAUUUAGCAAAUGAAGAGACUCUCCUAAUGCAAAUCGACAGGUAUUUUUAAGCACGUGUUUUAAGGAAAAUACCUUUGUCAGGCCUUGAGGUGAUGCCAAGCUGAGAACACUCUGGCUCUGCCUUCUGGGUAUUUACAAUGCAGAGAGAAAGGAGAGUUUGUAGAAAAUAAAAAGAAGACAAAAAGAGGGGUGGUAUAAUGAAUGGACAAGUUAAAUAUAGGAAAAAAGGCAGCGAACCCAAUAGAAAAGUGGGCAAAUGACUUGAACAGAGACACCAUAAAAGAGAAAUUCUAAGUGCUUUAUAAGCGUAUAAAGAGGUGCUCAGCUUCACGAAAUAUUAGAGAAAUGAAAAUCAAAACCGCAAUGAAAUGCUACUACAUACUUAAUGAAACAGAUAAAAUGAAAGAAGAUGGAAAACAACAAAUGUUGGCAAGGGUGGAGCAACUAGAACUCUCACACUCUAUGGGUGUGGGCAUCAAUUAAAAUUUGGAAAGCUGCUCAGUAAUAUCUCCUAAAGUUGCAUGUAGACAUUCCAAUGACUUAGACAUUUCACUUAGAAAUGCACAUAAACAUUUGUAAAAAGAUGUACAACAAUGUUUAUAGGAGCACUAUUUAUAGCAGCCCAACAGGAAACAAAUUGUCAAGGAAAGAACUAGUAAGUAAAUUAUGGCUUAUUCAUACAGCAAUGAGAAUAAACAGACCACAAUACACAGCAUCAUGGAUGGAUCUCGUAAACAAAGUGUUAAGUGAAAGAAGACAAAAGCUUCUUUUAAAAGUUUAAAUAGAGUUUUUCAAAAUAGAAAAACUAAUCUAUCCUGUUAAAAAUCAAGUCAGGGCUUCCUCUUGGGUAGAGAUGGAAGCAGUGACUGGACAGGGGGAGCUGAAAGGAGGCUUCUGCCAUGCUGAUAAUAUCUUUAUUACUUGACUCGGGUGCUAAUUGCAUGGGUGUUUUUACUUUGUGAAAAGAACGCAUUUAUGAUUUGUACUCUUUU